This is a messenger RNA of Fusarium mangiferae, 2100 nucleotides long. RefSeq names its product putative GFA1-glucosamine--fructose-6-phosphate transaminase. The record is from RefSeq and is a predicted model, not a curated record. Bases 1 to 2100 code for a protein of 699 amino acids. Gene Ontology annotation, biological process: UDP-N-acetylglucosamine metabolic process; protein N-linked glycosylation; fructose 6-phosphate metabolic process. Lineage: Eukaryota; Fungi; Ascomycota; Sordariomycetes; Hypocreales; Nectriaceae. The transcript has 4 exons. Gene Ontology annotation, molecular function: carbohydrate derivative binding; L-glutamine:D-fructose-6-phosphate transaminase (isomerizing) activity.
AUGUGUGGUAUUUUCGGAUACAUCAACUACCUGGUGGAGAAGGACCGCAAGUUCAUCCUCGACACUCUUGUCAACGGUCUGUCCCGUCUCGAGUACCGUGGAUAUGACUCUGCUGGUCUAGCCAUCGACGGCGACAAGAAGAAGGAGGUUCUCGCUUUCAAGGAGGUUGGCAAGGUCGCCAAGCUCCGAAAGCUCAUUGACGAGUCCGACCUCGACCUCGAGAAGAUCUUUGAUUCACAUGCCGGUAUUGCCCACACCCGAUGGGCUACUCACGGUCCUCCUUCCACCACCAACUGCCAUCCCCACCGAUCUGACGUCAACUGGGAGUUCACCGUUGUCCACAAUGGUAUCAUCACCAACUACAAGGAGUUGAAGACUCUUCUCCAGGCAAAGGGCUUCAAGUUCGAGACCGAGACCGACACUGAGUGCAUUGCAAAGCUCACCAAGUACAUCCACGACCAGCACCCCUCCAUUGGCUUCACCGACCUUGCCAAGGCCGUGAUCCAGGAGCUCGAGGGCGCUUAUGGCCUUCUCAUCAAGUCCGUCCACUACCCCCAUGAAGUCAUCGCCGCCCGAAAGGGUUCUCCUCUCGUCAUCGGUGUCAAGACCGAGCGUCGCAUGAAGGUCGACUUUGUCGAUGUUGAAUAUUCUGAUGAGAACGCUGCCCUCCCCGCCGAGGCUGCUUCCCAGAAUGUUGCCAUCAAGAAGAACGACCUUCUGUCUCCUGACGCUGGCCUUCUCGGUGCCGCCGACAAGUCUCUUCUCCACCGAUCUCAGUCUCGUGCCUUCAUGACUGAUGAUGGCAUGCCCAUGCCCACUGAGUUCUUCCUCUCCUCUGACCCUUCGGCCAUUGUCGAGCACACCAAGAAGGUCAUGUACCUCGAGGACGACGACAUUGCCCACAUCCACGAGGGCUCCCUCAACAUCCACCGCCUCAAGAAGGCUGAUGGCAGCUCCAACGUCCGAACCAUCCAGACCCUUGAGCUCGAGCUCCAGGAGAUCAUGAAGGGCAAAUUCGACCACUUCAUGCAAAAGGAGAUUUUCGAGCAGCCCGAGUCGGUCGUCAACACCAUGCGUGGUCGUCUCGACAUUGCCAACAAGACCGUCACCCUUGGCGGUCUCCGCUCUUACAUCUCUACCAUUCGCCGAUGCCGCCGCAUCAUCUUCAUUGCCUGCGGUACUUCUUACCACUCUUGCAUGGCUGUUCGUGGUGUCUUUGAGGAGCUUGCUGAGAUCCCGAUCGCCGUUGAGCUGGCUUCCGAUUUCCUCGACCGACAGGCCCCUGUCUUCCGUGACGACACCUGCGUCUUCGUCUCUCAGUCUGGUGAGACUGCCGACUCCCUCAUGGCUCUCCGCUACUGCUUGGAGCGUGGUGCCCUGACUGUCGGUAUUGUUAACGUUGUCGGCUCCUCAAUCUCUCUCCUCACCCACUGUGGUGUCCACAUUAACGCCGGUCCCGAGAUUGGUGUCGCCUCUACCAAGGCCUACACCUCUCAGUUCAUCGCCAUGGUCAUGUUUGGUCUGUCCCUGAGCGAGGACCGUGCUUCCAAGAAGGCUCGCCGCGAGGAGAUCAUGGAGGGUCUCUCCAACGUCUCUGCCCAGAUCAAGUCCAUCCUCGAGCUUGACUCCUCCAUCAAGAAGCUUUGCGAGAACUUCAAGAACCAGAAGUCUCUCCUCCUCCUCGGUCGUGGCAGCCAGUUCUCCACUGCUCUUGAGGGUGCCCUCAAGAUUAAGGAAAUCUCCUACCUUCACUGUGAAGCCGUCAUGUCCGGUGAGCUGAAGCACGGUGUCCUGGCUCUGGUUGACGAGAACCUCCCCAUUAUCAUGAUCCUCACCCGUGAUGAUCUGUUCAAGAAGUCACUCAACGCCUAUCAGCAGGUUAUUGCUCGCGGUGGUAAGCCCAUCGUUAUCUGCAACCCCUCUGAUGAGGAGUUCAAGUCUUCUGAAGCCGAGAAGAUCGAGAUCCCCAAGACGGUCGACGUUCUCCAAGGUCUCCUCAACGUUAUCCCUCUCCAGCUCAUUGCCUACUGGCUUGCCGUUCUUGAGGGUCUCAACGUUGAUUUCCCUCGUAACCUGGCCAAAUCGGUCACUGUCGAGUAA